CGUGACCGGGGCGUUCCCGCCGGUCACCGUGACCAGCUCGUGGGCAUGGUGCUAGGUGGGCAGGAGCAGAUGAUGAGGCCGGAGAAGGAGGAGCACGGCGGCGGUAUUCUGCACCGCUCCGGCAGCUCCGGCUCCAGCUCGAGUGAGGAUGAUGGCAUGGGAGGACGAAGGAAGAAGGGGCUGAAGGAGAAGAUCAAGGAGAAGCUCCCGGGUGACCGCAAGACCGACGAGCACGUGCAGGAGCACGGCACCGCCGCCACCACCGGAGCUCGCGGUAGAGCUGCGACCACGACGACUGCAGGGCAGGAGGAGACAGCAGAGAAGAAGGGGAUGAUGGAGAAGAUCAAGGAGAAGCUCCCCGGCGCCAACCGCUAAGCUCAUUAUAAUUGUCACGCAUAUAUAUAUAACGUGCGUGAUGCUAGUAUAUGGCUAUUGGAAAUAAGGCUCCGGCACGUGCUUUCUGUGCACGCGCGUGCUGUAGUUGGUGUGGUUUUGUUGCGCACGCACGUGUCGUGCGUGUGAGGAUGCGUGUCUACUGUUGUUGUGGUUUAUGUUUUUUGCGGAGUAUGUCGUUUAUAUAGAUAAUUAAAAAAAUAUU
Molecule: messenger RNA, 598 nt
Organism: Asparagus officinalis (garden asparagus)
Lineage: Eukaryota; Viridiplantae; Streptophyta; Magnoliopsida; Asparagales; Asparagaceae
Product: dehydrin DHN1-like
Exons: 2
Coding region: 46-375 (109 amino acids)
Biological process (GO): response to water
Source: RefSeq, a predicted model, not a curated record